CCGUGUCAUGUGACAGGACUCAAGAUGGCUGCUUUCCCGUGGCAUGCAAGAUCAAGGAACUAUACCAGGGAAUUUGAAUCAUGCAGGCUGGAAGCUGUGUCUGUAGAAUUUGGAGACUACCACCCACUCAAACCCAUUACAGUAACUGAAUCUAAGACAAAGAAACUGGGCCGGAAAGGAAGCACCUCUUCUACUUCCUCCUCUUCUUCCAGUUCGAUGAUGGACCCUCUGAGCAGUGUUUUGGACGGCACCGAUCCAUUGUCAUUGUUUGCAGCCACCGCAGAUCCAGCGCUGACUGCUUCUAAUGUGGACGGUGCCAGGAAGAAACGUGAUAAAGAUGAAAAUCUCACUGUAGGGCUUGAUUUUGAGCCUUGGUCAAGCAAACGGGGCGAAAUCCUUGCUCGAUACACGACAAAUGAGAAACUGUCCAUUAACUUGUACAUGGGAUCUGAGAAAGGAAAAGCAACUACUCCUGGAUCAGUGGUUUCUGAGAAAGUGCGGACACGGCUAGAAGAACUGGACGAUCUUGAAGAGGGUUCGCAGAAAGAGCUGCUAAACCUGACUCAGCAAGACUACACAAACCGGAUUGAGGAACUGAAUCAGUCUUUGAAGGACGCCUGGGCCUCAGAUCAAAAAGUAAAAGCUCUGAAGAUAGUUAUUCAGUGUUCGAAACUUCUAUCAGACACAAGCGUCAUUCAGUUUUAUCCGAGCAAAUUCGUCUUGAUAACCGAUAUCCUUGACACAUUCGGAAAGCUGGUGUAUGAAAGAAUCUUUUCCAUGUGUACAGAUAAUCGCAACUCCUUGCCAGAUAACUUUACUCCAGAAUGUGUUAAUGAUACCGCCAAGGAGACCUGCUUAAACUGGUUCUUCAAGAUUGCUUCCAUCAGAGAGCUCAUUCCUAGAUUCUAUGUGGAAGCAGCUAUACUGAAGUGCAACAGGUUUCUUUGCAAAACAGGGAUAUCAGAAAGUCUCCCGCGACUAACCUCCAUGAUCCGAGGAAUUGGAGAUCCCCUGGUUGCAGUCUACGCUAGAGCAUAUCUCUGUAGGGUUGGGAUGGAAGUAGCUCCCCACCUGAAAGAGAGCCUGAACAAGAACUUCUUUGAUUUCCUGCUCACCUUUAAGCAGAUUCAUGGUGACACGGUUCAGAAUCAGCUGGUUGUGCAGUGUGUAGAAAUCCCAUUAUACUUAACUCUUUAUUCCCCUGCAAUAGAUUGGAUUCUACAGUGCAUCUCUUAUCGGGCUGCAGAGGUUCUGCUGACCGAGAUGAUGGAAAGGUGCAAGAAGCUAGGCAACAAUGCCUUGCUCUUGAACUCGGUCAUGUCUGCCUUCAGAGCCGAGUUUAUUGCUGCGAGGUCGAUGGAUUUUAUUGCCAUGAUUAAGGAGUGCGAGGAAUCUGGCUUUCCCAAGCAUCUUCUCUUUCGCUCUCUGGGGCGGAACUUGGCCCUAGCUGACCCUCCGGAAGGCGAUCGGCUUCAGAUCUUAAAUGAAGCUUGGAAGGUUAUCACAAAGUUAAAGAAUCCGCAGGAUUAUAUUGGCUGUGCAGAAAUCUGGGUAGAAUACACCUGUAGACAUUUCACGAAGCGGGAGGUCAAUACGGUUCUAGCUGAUGUCAUUAAACACAUGACGCCAGAUCGGGCAUUUGAAGAAGCCUACCCCCAGCUUCAGUCUAUAAUUGAGAAAGUCAUCACCUAUUUUCAUGACUUCUCCAUUCUGUUUUCAUUGGAGAAAUUCUUACCAUUCCUGGAUAUGUUCCAGAAGGAAAGUGUGAAAGUGGAGGUUUGUAAAUGCAUCAUGGAAGCUUUUAUUAAGCAUCAGCUGGAAUCGACAAAGGAUCCUGUAAUACUCAAUGCCCUUCUGCACGUGUGCAAGACGAUGCACGAUUCCGUAAAUGCACUGACCCUUGAAGAUGAAAAGCGCAUGCUGGCCUCUUUGAUAAAUGGAUUUUUAAGAAUGGUUUCGUUCAGCCGUGACUUUGAGCAGCAGCUGAGUUUUUAUGUCGAAGCCCGAUCGAUGUUUUGCAAUUUGGAACCUGUUCUUGUCCAGCUGAUACACAGCGUGAACCAACUGGCAAUGGAAACGAGAAAAGUGAUGAAAGGAAAUCAUUCCAGAAAGACGGCUGCGUUUGUCAGGGCGUGCGUUGCUUUCUGCUUCAUUACGAUCCCGUCUCUGGCAAGCAUUUUCGGCCGUCUUAAUCUGUACCUGCUCUCAGGGCAGGUCGCUUUGGCAAACCAGUGUCUUUCACAAGCGGAUGCCUUUUUCAAAGCCGCCAUAAGCCUCGUUCCCGAGGUGCCGAAGACGAUCAGCAUAGAUGGGAAGAUGCGGCCCUCGGAAGCGUUCCUCCUGGAAUUCCUCUGCAAUUUCUUUUCCACUUUACUAGUCAUUCCGGAUCACCCUGAACAGGGCGUAUUGUUUCUCGUGCGAGGUCUGCUCAAUGUUAUCCAGGACUACACUUGGGAAGAUAACAGCGACGAUAAAGUCCGGAUUUAUGCAAACGUUCUGCAUCUUCUCUCUGCCAUGAGUCAGGAGACCUACGUCUAUCAUGUCGACAAAGUGGAAUCCAACGAUACCUUGUACGGGGGAGAUACCAAAUUUCUGGCAGAAAUCAGCAAGCUGUGUGAAACGGUGAUCGCUCAGAUCCUGGAGCAUCUGAAAAGCCUUGGAAAAGAUGAGACUUUAAAGCGGCAGAGCCAGCUGGCACUCUACUUCUUCAAUAGCAUCUUGGCUCACGGAGAUCUGCGGAACAACAAGCUCAACCAGCUUGCCGUGAACUUGUGGAACCUGGCUCAGAAACACGGGUUCGCCGACACAAAAACCAUGGUAAAAACCUUGGACUAUAUUAAGAGGCAAAGCAAACACCCUGAGCUAAACCAUUUUACCGAGCUGGCACUCAGACUUCCUCUGCAGUCAAGGACCUGAUGAAUCAAGAGCACCUGGAAGGCAGAUUUCCAAGGCUGGUAAAAUAUGGGCUGCAUCUUAA
This is a messenger RNA of Euleptes europaea (tarantolino), 2977 nucleotides long. It is a transcript of the gene VPS35L, whose product is annotated as VPS35 endosomal protein sorting factor like. NCBI's taxonomy places the organism in Eukaryota, Metazoa, Chordata, Lepidosauria, Squamata, Sphaerodactylidae. Bases 25 to 2916 code for a protein of 963 amino acids. Gene Ontology annotation, biological process: endocytic recycling. Gene Ontology annotation, cellular component: endosome. The transcript has 31 exons. The record is from RefSeq and is a predicted model, not a curated record.